GAGAGAGAGGGAGGGAGAUGCAGAGACAGGCAGGCAGGAUGUGCUUCAGAGCAAAGAUCUGUGGUUCAGAGAUACGUUCCCUGCCGUAAGUCGGGGCGGGGUGAGCGGAGUUUGCUCCAGUCAGUAGCAACUGGGCCAAAGUGACGCGUUUAACAAAGUGAAAGUCCCUGGCGAUCGCUGAGAGGGAGCGGCCUCCGCGUUGUGCCGCUGUUGCUGUCUGUCUGUCUGUCUGUCCCGGGACGCGGCACAACAUUUCGUUCAGACCGUAAGGUCUGAAUGACAAUAAAGGAAAUUCAAUUCAAUAACCACUUCCUGGUUUGGACAAAAAAAAGAGGAAGCCUGGACUCGUCAGGGCCAUUUAGUGGGAGCGGAUGGAGUCCUGGACACUGGCCCUGGUCCUUGUGAUUAAAGCCACACUAGCUGGUGCAGGGCACCAGUUUCUAGUGAGUGCUCCCCAGCUCCCUGUGUUGAGCAGGGUUGGGCGUGAUGUGAUCCUGGAUUGCCAGCUGACACCCCCUCAGCCCGUGGACAAGAUGGAGCUGCGCUGGAUUAACGUGGCACAGAGCUACACCUCGCCCGUCCACGUAUACAAGAAUGGAGCAGACGACCUGACCCACCAAGCUGCAGCCUACCAGUAUCGGACACAACUCUUCCCUGAGCUCAUCCCACAGGGAAACCUCUCCCUCAGGCUGAAGGACGUUCGGCCCUCCGACCAGGGUCAGUACAAGUGCUUUGUGGUCUCCAACCUUGCCCAGAACGAGGACAAACUCACCUUGAUCGUUGCAGGCAUCGGGGAGCAGCCUUGGAUGGAUGUGUCGGCCAACAGUGGGGUCGGCAUCAGUGUGACCUGCCGCUCUAAGGGGUGGUUCCCGCGACCCAUCGUCCAGUGGACCGGCGGAGACGGGGUCAACGAGACUGGCCGCGCGACAAACACCUUCCACGAGGACCGCCAGGGCCUGUAUCAGGUUCAGAGCACAAUCGUCCUGCCCCGGAGCUCGGGGAAGGCCCACUCAUGCCUCAUCCUCAACCAGGAGCUGGUGGAGUCCCAGCACACACGCCUGGAGAUCGCAGAUGAUUUGUUUCCUCGAACCUCGGGCUGGCUGGUGGCGUUCUGGAUCCUGGUGGUGCUGGUGCUGGCAGCCAUCGGCUUGGCUCUGUGGUUCUACCGCAGAAAUCAGCAGCACAUCCGCGCUUUGAAGAAAUCGGCAGGGGCUCUGGAGAAUGAUGAGCUGAGGCAGAGAAUUGAUGAGCAAGUAAAACUAGCAGAAAGAGAGUUUGAACAACAUCAGGUGGAGAAAAAGCGGGCAAUGGAAGCAAGGAGUGAUGAACUCCAGAAACUUCGCCAAGAAUUUGAAGAAGAGAAGAAGGCCAUCAGAGCAGAGUACGAAUUGCGGGAGGCAGGUUUUGACAAAGAGAAGCAGCUUGCAUUAAAAGAGUAUAAGAAGCUUGAGGCUGAGUUUGAACAAUGGAGACCACUCGUGAUGAAAGAAUGGGAUAGGAUACGCAGCCAUGCAGUUAUGGUGGAGCCUGAUCCCCUGACGGCUGGUGGAUGUUUGGAGUUAUCUCCUGUGCAGAUUAGCGCAAGAUCUGGACCGCCGGCGGUCGUUCCACAAGCUCCGGAACGCUUCGACUCCGUCCCGUACGUGCUUGGGAAGGACGGAUUCACGACCGGCACGCACUUCUGGGAGGUGGAGGUGGCCUCCAAGGCCUACUGGGACGUCGGAGUAGCAAGCGAAUCCGUCGAACGCAAGGGUAUGCCCACCCUCACCUCCGACAAUGGCUUCUGGACGCUUGGGCGGGACGGGGAACCCUACGCGGUGAGCGAUAAAAGUCGCUCGGCCAUCACCGUGACCAAGAGCCCGACCAAGAUCGGCGUGUUCCUGGACCUGGGGGCCAGGAAGGUGGACUUCUACAAUUCCGAUACCAUGUUCCUGCUCCACACCUUCAACAUCAGUGGCUCGGGCAAAAUCUUCCCGUUCUUCUCUCCUGGAUGGAGUGAUGCCCCCUUGACAAUUUGCCCACUUAAGAACUAGCAGUAGCAGGAUCGGUCCGAGUUAGCGUGGAUUUACGAAUGGGGAAAUCAAGCUUGACUAAUUUUCUGGAAUGUUUCGAGGAUGUAACUAGGAAAAUGGACAAGUGAGAGCCAGUGUCCGUGGACUUUCAGAAAGCCUUUGAUAAGGUCCCACAUCAGAGAUUAGUGGGCAAAAUGAGAACACAUGGUAUUGGGGGUAAGGUGCUGACAUGGGUAGAAAAUUAAGGUUGCAGGUGUCAACUUAUCUACAUCGACGAGACCAAGCGCAGGCUUGGCGAUCGCUUCGCUCAACAUCUCCGCUCAGUUCGCAAUAACCAACCUGAUCUCCCGGUGGCUCAGCACUUCAACUCCCCCUCCCAUUCCCAAUCCAACAUUUCUGCCCUGGGCCCCCUCCAUUGUCAGAAUGAGGCCCAGCGCACAUUGGAGGAACAGCAGGAACGGGGUACUGAUUGUAGAUGAUCAGCCAUGAUCACACUGAAUGGCGGUGCUGGCUUGAAGGGCCGAAUGGCCUACCCCUGCACCUAUUGUGAAUGUGUCCAAGGUGAUUUGUAUAGGGUGGACAAUAUUGAGAGUAAUGACUCAAUGGUGAUUAUGUCACAUGAGGUGCAUCAUGCCAUGAACAAGCUGUCCAACAACAAAGCAAGUGGCUUGGAUCAUAUUUCUGCUGGACAUCUUAAGUAUGCGAGUAUGAGGAUAACUCGUCUCCCUGCUAUUUGUAUUACUGGCUUUAUGAUUCAUGGCUUGUUACCAAAUAUCACUCAAUGUUGUCUGUUCUGCUAGUGCCGGUCAUUAAGGACAAAGCUGGUAAAGUAGGCAGCCUAAAUAAUUACAGACCCAUAGCUUUAGCCAGCAUAUUGUCAAAAGUCUUAGAAAGAGUUCUGAAGUACAGAGUAAAUGAGUUUGUUAACUCCACAGCUAACCAGUUUGGCUUAAAAGCUAAACAUGCACUGACUUGUGCAUAUAUGCCCUAAAGGAGAUUGUAAUAAAUAUAGAGGCAAAAACUCUUCAAUCCUUAUGUGCUUUAUUGAUGCUUCCAAAGCCUUUGAUUAUGUUAAUCACAGAAAGCUGUUUGUUAAAAUGAGUCAAAGAGGGGUGCCUGAAUACAUUGUGAGAAUUCUGGCCUACUGGUAUGCCCACCAGACUAUGCAAAUAAAAUGAGGCAAUAGGGUCUCAGCCCCAGUUGGGGUUAGCAAUUGUGUUAGACAAGGGGGGACAUUGUCCCCAGUCCUUUUUAAUCUUUAUAUUGAUGAUAACAAUUAAAAGCCUUAAUACAGGUGCGUGAUUGGUAAUAUUUUAGUGAACCAUAUUGUGUAUGCAGAUGAUCUUGUGGUCUUUAGUCCAUCUACCACUGGUCUCCAGCAGCUCCUGACUAUAUGUUCUGUGUAUGGUGUGGAACAUGAUAUCCAAUAUAAUGCUUCUUAGAGUGCUGUUAUGAUCUGUAGAACCAAAGAGGAUAAAUGUCUAAAAUGUCCUGACUUUCUGACGAUAAUCAUAGUGUCUGUAAUAAGAUCAAAUAUUUUGGAUAUUUUAUUACAGAACAAAUGACAGAUGAUGAGGAUAUUUAUAGGCAACGACGUAUGCUGUAUGUACAGGCGAAUAUUCUCUUACGCAGGUUUGGUGCGUAUACAGAUGUGGUGAAGAUGUCGCUUUUUUUUUUUAGAGCAUAUUGCACACCACUCUAUACUGCACACCUGUGGUCAAUCUACGGAAAAACAAGUUUACAGACUUAAAGUAGCUUAUAGUGAUGCCACGAGAACACGACUAAAGAAAUCGAGAUGGUGAAGUGCUAGUGAGAUGUUUGUGGCUGCAGGAGUCAAUACUUUACAAGCCCUCCUAAGAAAUCAUAUGUAUAAAUUCAUUUGCAGGAUUAAUGACUGAAAAUGUAAUUAUGGUGGGCUUGUCAAACAUAAGGUUUAGCACUACACGCUACCAAUCUCAGUUGUGGAGACGAUGGUAUCGUUGUCUCGUUGUAGGACACUGAUCUUUCUUUUAUUCUGGAUUUUAAACCAUGUAUUGUGUUUUUGUACACAAUUUAUUGUGCUCUUAAAAGUAAUUUACUAAGCCUUUAUAUGUCAUUUAUUGUGUUUUUAUAUGCAAUGUUUUCUUGUAAUGUCGUCUUUUAUCUGGACCUUGGGUGUAAUAAAGUUUAAUAAUAUAAAGAAA
Molecule: messenger RNA, 4195 nt
Organism: Leucoraja erinaceus (little skate)
Lineage: Eukaryota; Metazoa; Chordata; Chondrichthyes; Rajiformes; Rajidae
Product: butyrophilin subfamily 2 member A1-like
Exons: 19
Coding region: 372-2033 (553 amino acids)
Molecular function (GO): protein binding
Source: RefSeq, a predicted model, not a curated record